This is a messenger RNA of Macrosiphum euphorbiae (potato aphid), 258 nucleotides long. NCBI's taxonomy places the organism in Eukaryota, Metazoa, Arthropoda, Insecta, Hemiptera, Aphididae. The record is from the annotation of a GenBank genome assembly.
AUGAUCAAAAUCGAACACGAUACCUAUAGGAGACCGCGACGAUACGUACUGUUCUACUUGUUCGACAGCCAGACUAAGAACGUGGUCAGCGACAUAGAUAUGGUGAUUUCACCAAUAACCACAACGACAUUACGACCUGGUGCAAGUCAUCCAUUCAUUAAAGGCAGUUUUCGGGUCAUAUCUGGUCCUGAAGCGAAGGACAUGUGUAAAGCCCUAAUGGUGUGCCAAGAUCGCUACCAAGUGGCAAGUACCAACUAG